Coregonus sp. 'balchen' is the source of this 19330-nucleotide messenger RNA. The record is from the annotation of a GenBank genome assembly. Lineage: Eukaryota; Metazoa; Chordata; Actinopteri; Salmoniformes; Salmonidae.
CCCAACAUUGGUCGCCUUGGCUUUCCUCACGGACCAUCAGGUGAGAAGGUGGCAGUCGUUGCCGUGGACGACUGCGACAUCGCCAUGGCGAUUCGCUUUGGUGGCCAGAUCGGGAACUACUCUUGUGCCGCCCAGGGUAUGCAGACAGGACAGAAGAAGUGAGUGCAGAGUCUCAUAGGGUUUAUCCAGCCACCUAUCAGGCCAACCUUAGCUUUUCAGUCAUCAUGCAACCCUGCACUACAAGUAGAAAGUUGUGACAGCAAUUGCUAUUUGGUUUUCCUUGUUACAUCUUCGUAUACAGCAGACAUAAAACCUACAUCAGUAUAAGUAUUCUUAAACGUGUUUAUUCUUACGCAAAUCCCCAUAUCUAAAUAUAUUUCUUAUUCAAAUGUAAAGCUGCCCCCUGCUUUGGACAAGUUUGUUGGCUAUUAGUAUAUCACAAGACUUCACAAUAGAGGGUAUUUUAUUAUAUGCUUGUGGUGCAUUUUUCACAACUUGUGUUGAGUGUCAGUUACGCCAGCACUGGUCACACUAAAUCAAGGUUUUAAUGCAAGGGUUAAGUAGUUGUAAGAGGCUUGACCAGCCUCUCUCUGUGCCUUUGGUUUUGUGUGUUUAUUGUGUGUGGCGGCAUAUUGUUACAAUAUGACCACAAUGUUACUAUGUUAAUUUAAUGUUCUAGUGUGGCUGUAGCAUAAUUGCACUGCAAUGUCACUCAAAUCAUGCUCAUACCGGGCCUACCGAGUGGCACAGCGGUCUAAGGCACUGCAGUGCUUGAGGUGUCACUACAGAUCCGGGUUCUAUCCCGGGCUGUGUCGCAGCCGGCCGCGACCGGGAGACCCAUGAGGCGACGCACAAUUGGUCCAGCGUCGCCUGGGUUAGUGGAGGGUUUGACCGGCUGGGAAGUCCUUGUCCCAUCGCGCUCUAGCGACUCCUGUGGCGGGCCGGGCGCAUGCACGAUGACACAGUUGCCAGUUGUACGGUGUUUCCUCCGACACAUUGGUGUGGCUGGCUUCCAGGUUAAGCAAGCAGUGUGUCAAGAAGCAGUGCGGCUUGGCAGGGUCGUGUUUCGGAGGAUGCAUGGCUCUCGACCUUCGCCUCUCCCGAGUCCGUACGGGAGUUGCAGCGAUUGGACAAGACUGUAACUACCAAUUGGAUAUCACGAAAUUGGGGAGAGAAAGGGGUAAAAAAAUUAAUUAAUACAAAUAAUAAAUAGAAAUCAUGCGCAUACCAAAUGUCCUUAACUCUCGAUCCACCCAGGUGAUAGUUGUUCUAUGUUGUCCAUCUCUAGGUCCCUGGACCUCACCGGUCCCCUACUCCUGGGUGGCGUUCCCAACCUGCCGGAGGAUUUCCCUGUCCGGAACCGAAACUUUGUGGGCUGCAUGAGAGACCUAACCAUAGACAGCAAGACUGUGGACAUGGCCAGUUUUGUGGCCAACAACGGCACGGCCGCCGGUCUGUUCUAAUACUCACAUAUGUGAUAUUAAUAUUGAUAUUUCUACAUAUUAUUUUUAUAUUUUUGUCUCUAUUGAUGCCUCUGAUUAUUAUAUGCCUGUAUUCAGGGUGCACAGCGAAGAAGGACUUCUGCACUAAAAGUGUGUGUCUGAACGGAGGAAUGUGUGUGAACAAGUGGAGUACGUACUCCUGUGACUGUCCCCUAGGCUACGGAGGGAAGAACUGUGAACAAGGUAAAGGAUUUUAGGAAAAGUGCAUGUAUUGGAUAUAUUUUGGGGAGUUCCCUGUAAGUGUGUGUGUGUGCCCUGUGAGUAUGUGUUUUACUCUGUGUCUCAUAAUUCAAAAUGUUGCAGCCACGCUCCACAAGGCUAGCGGUGAGGAAACAGACAAUUGAGGUCAAUGUGGCCAAGUUUCCUCUCAAUCUCGACAUUCCUACAUUCCACACACACACUGACCCUAACCCUGGCCCUGUUGGAAUACUUUAAUAAUGCAUCCUUCUGUCCCAGCCGGCUUGAGGUAAUCACAGAUCUCAAUUGGCUUGAUUGAUAUAAGUAAUACCUAUCCUCAAGGAAACAAGGACGGAAGAAAGGAAGGAAGGAUGCAUUUCUAAAUUAUUUACACUUGGUCCAGGGCCACACCACAUGACCACUACUACAUCUCAUUGGUGAUCUGAUUAUUACACAGAAGCAUAUGGUAAAGUGGUGCUUGUCAGUUGCAAGGCUUGUUUUUUUAUGUCUCUAGUUGAAUAGCUCAGUAUUAUGAGGUAGGAGAGUAGUUCAUGGUACAGUAUGCAUUUGUUGACAAAUUUGUGGGGCCAAUAGGGCGAUUCCGUGCUAGCGUAGCCCGAAAAUACUUUUGUUAUCUCAGAUUGUUCAGGCAGUCCAGCCCCGGACUGCGACCGCGCCAACUAAACCCAACAGGGGAGGGGCCGGGUGGGCAUUCCACCUCGGAGGCGGAUCCGGCUCCGGGCGUGACCACCACCCUCUAACUAACCCCCCGUAGCGCCCCUGGUCUGGUCCCGCUGGCUGGAGCUGGACUGGACAUCGGUGGAGCGGAUUGCUUAGGCUCCGGUGUGGAGCAGCUGACUGGUACCUGACCAGGCACCGGUGAAACAGGCACGGGCUGUGCCGGACUGACGACGCGCACCACAGCCUUGGUGCGGGGAGCAGGAAUGGGCCGGACCGGGCUGACGACGCGCACCACUGGCUUGGUGCGGGGAGCAGGAACGGGCCGGACCGGGCUGACGACACGCACCACUGGCUUGGUGCGGGGAGCAGGAACGGGCCGGACCGGGCUGGCGACGCGCACCACUGGCUUGGUGCGGGGAGCAGGAACGGGCCAGGACCGGGCUGACGACGCGCACCACAGGCUUGGUGCGGGGAGCAGGAACAGGCCGGACCGGGCUGGCGACGCGCACCACUGGCUUGGUGCGGGGAGCAGGAACAGGCCGGACCGGGCUGACGACGCGCACCACAGGCUUGGUGCGGGGAGCAGGAACAGGCUGGACUGGGCUGGCGACGCGCACCACUGGCUUGGUGCGAGGGACAGGAACAGGCCGGACCGUACUGGGAACACACACCACUGGCCUUGUGCGGGGAUCAGGAACGGACCGGACUGGUAACACACCCCAGUACCUCUCGCCGUGCCUCUACACUCUCCUUCCCUCUAAUGACCAAUGGCCCCCGUAACCUGGUGGCCUUCUCUCCUAGUCCACAAACUCGCCCUGUAGCUGCCUCCAGCAGCCCCGUCGUCCAUGCCGUGUGCCCCCCCAACAUUUUUUAUUGGGGUUGCCUCUCGCCUGUCCGACGACGGCCCGGUUGGCGCCGCUUCUCCUCUCCUGCCUGGGCAUCCUCCCUCAUCGCCCUCCGGUAGCGGACGGCCUCCUCCUCGGUGAUCUUCCCCCAACCGAGGAGGACAUCCACUAGCGUUACCUCCGGCGUUUGCUCCUGGACACACUGCUUGGUCCUUAUUUGGUGGGAUCUUCUGUCACGAUCGUCGUAAGAAGCAGACCAAGGCGCAGCGUGAUAUGCAUACAUCUUUUAAUGAGUACUUUAUAACAAUAACAAAACAACAAAACGAUACGUGAAGUCCUAAGGUUAACAAAACACAAACCUCUCCGGAACAAGAUCCCACAAAUGAAGUGCAAAACAGGCUGCCUAAGUAUGGCCCAAUCAGAGACAACAAGCCACAGCUGCCUCUGAUUGGGAACCACCCUGGCCAACAUAGAAACAAAUGAACUAGAACAUGAACAUAGAACACAAAACAUAGAAACUAACACCCUGGCUCAACAUAUAAGAGUUCCCAGAGCCAGGGCGUGACAUCUGGAGAGACCUGAACAUAGCUGUGCAGUGAUGCUCCCCAUCCAACCUGACAGAGCUUGAGAGGAUCUGCAGAGAAGAAUGGGAGAAACUCCCCAAAUACAGGUGUGCCAAGCUUGUAGCGUCAUACUCAAGAAGACUUGAGGCUGUAAUCGCUGCCAAAGGUGCUUCAACAAAGUACUAAGUAAAUGGUCUGAAUAUUGAUGCAAAUGUAAUAUUUCAGUUUUUUAUUUGUAAUAAAUUAGCAAAAUUUCAAAAAACGUGUUUUUGCUUUGUCAUUGUGGGGUGUUGUGUGUAGGCUGUGACCUAACAAAGUGUGGAAAAAGUCAAGGGGUCUGAACAUUGUAUAUCAGAAAACACUUCCCCUAGUGGCAUACCAGUUGACAAUAAGGCACAAUGUGAGCCAAUGCUUUCCAUUUUUCUAACGCAAGUCAUGUUAGCAGGAAAAGGAAAUAACAUCUCUGAUGGCUUUAUGUUUUCAGAAAGCUUAGUUUGAACUAAUUCAUAGAAGUACCUCAAAAAGGGCACAGUGGGUGUAAACGCUGUUGCAACCCAUGACCUGGCGGGGUUGUCUCCAUAUGUCUCAGGCUAUGAAAUACAGCUAAUUACUGAGUGUGCGUGUUUCCCAAUCCCACCUAAAUGUAUGUUCUUACGAGACUGUGAUACUGAUGAUUUGUGUGUAUGUACAGUAUAUAUAAUGAACAAUAGCAUGAUUGUGAAUCACACCCAUAUUAAUCCCCAUUUAAGCACACACACGCACAAGUAUUAAUCACCAUUUCCUGUAGAAGGCUCAGCUGUGAUUGUAGGGGAAGCGAUAAACAAGUACAGACUCUAUCCACAACUUUUACUUCUGAGCUCAUCCUCUUCAAGACCAAACACACAGAAUAGCUACCUGUAAGGCAAUGAUAGCCCCUGGAUAUGUUGCAAUGGCUUUGUGGUAAGGGUUUAUCCGGAUGUUUGGAACAAGGCCUAGAACGGGCUAGUCAUUCUGGCCUCUCAUGUGGUAUUAUCAAUGUCAUUUUGUGAUUAAGUAAAAUUGUACUUGCAUUCCUUUUCAUCUAUUUGGUUCUCCAACUGAAGUCUCCCUAUCUGUUUCCCUUCCUCCAGUCAUGCCAUCCCCUCAGCACUUUGACGGCCAAGCCCUGGUGUGGUGGCGCGAGCCAGAGGUAACCAUCGCCGUGCCCUGGUACAUGGGUCUGAUGUUCAGGACCAGGCAGAGCUCUGGCACCCUGCUGCAGGCCAACGCUGGAGACUUCUCCAAGAUACACAUCCUGGUUAGUGGAGCGGGGCAGUACAGUAUAUAUUUUAAUUUAACCUUUAUUUAACCAGGUAAGCCAGUUGAGAACAAGUUCUCAUUUACAACUGCGACCUGGCCAAGAUAAAGCAAAGCAGUGCGAUAAAAACAACAACGCAGAGUUACAUAUGGGGUAAAACAAAACAUAAAGUCAAAAAAUACAACAGAAAAUAUAUAUACAGUGUGUGCAAAUGUAGCAAGUUAUGGAGGUAAGGCAAUAAAUAGGCUAUAGUGCAAAAUAAUUACAAUUAGUAUUAACACUGGAAUAAUAGAUGUGCAAGAGAUUAUGUGCAAAUAGAGAUACUGGGGUGCAAAUGAGAAAAAUAAAUAACAAUAUAGGAAUGAGGUAGUUGGGUGGGCUAAUUUUAGAUGGGCUGUGGACAGCUGCAGUGAUCGGUAAGCUGCUCUGACAACUGAUGCUUAAAGUUAGUGAGGGGAGAUAAGAGUCUCCAGCUUCAGAGAUUUUUGCAAUUCGUUCCAGUCAUUGGCAGCAGAGAACUGGAAGGAAUGGCGGCCAAAGGAGGUGUUGGCUUUGGGGAUGACCAGUGAGAUAUCCCUGCUGGAGCGCAUACUACGGGUGGGUGUUGCUAUGGUGACCAGUGAGCUAAGAUAAGACAGGGAUUUGCCUAGCAGUGAUUUAUAGAUGACCUGGAGCCAGUGGGUUUGGCGACGAAUAUGUAGUGAGGGCCAGCCAACAAGAGCGUACUGGUCACAAUGGUGGGUAGUAUAUGAGGCUUUGGAGACAAAACGGAUGGCACUGUGAUAGACUACAUCCAAUUUGCUGAGUAGAAUGUUGGAGGCUAUUUUGUAAAUUAGGAGGCUUUGUUACGAAAUAGGAAGCUGAUUCUAGAUCUAACUUUGGAUUGGAGAUUCUUAAUGUGAGUCUGGAAGGAGAGUUUACAGUCUAACCAGACACCUAGGUAUUUGUAGUUGUCCACAUACUCUAGGUCAGACCGGUCGAGAGUAGUGAUUCUAGUCGGGUGGGCGGGUGCCAGCAGCGUUCGAUUGAAGAGCAUGCAUUUAGUUUUACUAGUGUUUAAGAGCAGUUGGAGGCUACUUAAGGAGUGUUGUAUGGCAUUGAAGCUCGUUUGGAGGUUUGUUAACACAGUGUCCAAUGAAGGGCCAGAUGUAUACAAAAUGGUGUCGUCUGCGUAGAGGUGGAUCUGAGAGUCACCAGCAGCAAGAGCGACAUCAUUGAUAUACACAGAGAAAAGAGUCGGCCCAUGAAUUGAACCCUGUGGCACCCCCAUAGGGCCUCCAUGUUAUCAAAGCUGGGUAAAGGCUAAGCUAAUGCUAUUAUAAGGUUAAGCUAAUAUGCUGGCAUUAAAUUACUAAACCUCAUGUUCUCUUUCUCUCUCUCUCUUUCUUUUCCCCCACUUUCUCUCCUGCCAUCCUCUCUCUUUCUCUUGGUUCUUUGCCUUCCAUCUGUUUUUUCCCUCUCUCCCUGACUCCAGAUCAGCGGCAAACAUGUGCGUUUCCAGGUGUUCCUGGGGGUGAAGCGGGUGGCCCUGCUGGACUUCCCUCAGGUCAGGGUGAACGAUGGGGAGUGGCACCACGUCCUGGUGGAGCUGAAGAGUAUCAAAGACGGAAAGGACAUCAAAUACAUGGCCCUGGUGUCACUGGACUACGGCAUGUUCCAGGUACUCGCUGACUGACUGGCAGCACUGUAUUUGUUUAUAGUUUUCUGUUCUGUACUUGUGUUUGUGAAUGCAAUGUAUGUAUUAUCUAUUGUAAUAUGAUACACAAAUACACAUGGUCUCUGUAAUAGUGUUUUAUGGGUGGGUGCCUUUCACAGAGGUCAGUGGAGAUAGGCAAUGAGCUGCCAGGCCUCAGGCUGAGGAGUCUGUUUGUGGGGGGCCUGAUGAAGAAGGAUGGGACGGUCCAGAACGGACUCAAGGGCUGCAUGCAGGUGAGCCUCACACACACACACACCAUUUGUCUAUAUUAUACUCAUUUUUGGAAAGCAAAAUCAUUCUAAGACAAUACAACACUGAUGGUCCUUCCCUCUCCUGUGUUGCCAGGGCGUGCGGAUGGGCGAGACUUCCACCAACCUGGCCAAUGUUAACAUGCGUCAGGGUCAGAAGAUCCGGGUGGAGGAGGGUUGUGAGGUGGCUAACCCCUGCACCGCUAACGCCUGCCCUGAGCACAGCCGCUGCACCGACAACUGGAGCUCAUACACCUGUGUGUGCCACCCCGGUAAGCCCCCCAGACAAGACACUUUUCACUACCAUUAAAAAAUACCUUUAGAAAGCUGCAGCAAGCACACACAUUUUCAUCAGGAAAUGUACCUAUUCAUGUUAUAAUUUUUUCCCAGGAUACUUCGGGAGUGACUGUGUGGAUGCAUGUCUCCUGAACCCCUGUCAGCAUGUGUCCACCUGCGUCCGCCAGCCCAGCUCCCCCCACGGCUACAGCUGCCAGUGUGGCCACAACUCCUAUGGGCAGUACUGCCAGAACAAGUGAGGACCAAGAGCCCUAGAAACUGAUCUAACUAGUUUUUAGUUUGGGGCUUUUUUAGUUUCCGUUUAUUAACUCACCGUGAGUUGGUGCUGAUGUUUGUGCCACGUUCUUGAAACGAUCACAUUGUUUCCAAACUUAACCCAGUAACCCCACUUAAUUCCUACUGUACCACUCAGCACCUUCCAUCAACAUCUGCAGUAAUCUGGUUUUGUAAGUUGUUGCCCCUUGGCUUUGGGAUUGGUUGGUGUCAAACAGCUUUAUAGUAGUUUUGGCAUUGGCUUAGCAUUUCAAGUCCCUUAUGAUUUGCUCACGGUUUCCAUUCAUGCAUCCUUGCUUGCUAUGAUAAACUAGGUUCUAUGUGGAUUAACACCUUGUUCUGUUGUUCUCCAGAGCCAACCUACCCUGUGCUCGCGGCUGGUGGGGGAACUCUAUCUGUGGCCCAUGUAACUGUGAUGUCAGCAAAGGGUUCUACCGAGACUGCAACAAGACCACUGGGGAGUGUCGCUGUAAGGUACUGAAAAGUAUUUACCAUACUUAGUCCUUUCUGUCGAAGUUCAAUGUGGGCUAGCUAUCCCCAUUCCCUCCUGUGUUCUAUGCUCAGUUUAUGCUCUCUCCUGCCCUCAGGAUAACUACUACCGGCCCGGGGGAAGGGACACCUGCUACCCUUGUGAGUGUUUCCAGCUUGGCGCGAUGUCCCGCUCCUGCCACCCCCACACGGGCCAGUGCCAGUGCAGGACAGGCGUGAUCGGGCGCCAGUGCAAUCGUUGUGACAACCCCUUUGCUGAGGUCACCUCCAGCGGGUGCAUGGGUAAGGCAAUCUAUGACCUGUAAGCUCUCAUAGCAUCUUACUAACUCAUUCAAUUUCUGAUCUAAGAUAGUUUAUUCUUGGUUGUUCUCAUCACUGCACUAGUUGUGUAUGAGGGCUGUCCCAAAGCCUUUGAUGCAGGGAUCUGGUGGCCAACGACCCAGUUUGGACAACCUGCUGCCAUGAAGUGUCCCAAAGGAUCCACUGGUAAGCACAACAACCCUUUUUAGAAGGUGAAAAUGUAUUGGAAAUACAUACAUUUUACUGGAAUUUUACCAGACUUUAUAAUGUUUAUGCUGUGGUUGUUGUUGUUGAUUUCCCCACUGUGACAGCUAAGAGGCAAUAGAGUUCAACAGAGAAUCUUCACGAUCAGUUUACUCCUGUGUCGAGUGAUUUUGUAGGAGUCAAGCGCAGGAGGGUAAAUCACAGAAUAAAAGGGUUUAUUCCGAAAACACAGUGGUAUGCAGCAAUGCGUCAAACACUCCAGUGUGUAAUCAGGUGCACUGGGAAACAACAUGGCACACGGGUGAAAUAUCCAGGCGAAAACAAAAUACAAGGAGCUCCACCGAGCUAAACUAACCUCCACAAUAAACAAUCACACACAAAGACAAGGGGGCAGAGGGAACACUUAUACAGGUACUAAUGAGGGGAUAUGAACCAGGUGUGUGUAAUAAACAAGACAAAACAAAUGGAGUGAUGAGAUGAGGAGCGGCAGGGGCUAGAAGGCCGGUGACGACGAACGCCGGAGCCUGCCCGAACAAGUCGAGGAGGCAGCUUCGGAGGAAGUCGUGACAACUCCUCUUCCUUACCCUUCUCUCCUCCGUUCUUUUUCCUCCCCUCGAUCCCUGUUUUACCCUCGCUCCUCCCCAUUAGGCACGGCCAUCCGCCACUGCAGCGACGAGAACGGCUGGCUGCCUCCCGAUCUCUUCAACUGCACCUCUCUCGCCUUCUCUCAGCUGAAAAAAGAGGUAUGCUUUGAUUUAACCAAGAUUAAAACCCUCCUUUACCAUUGAGACACCUGUCUGAUCUCUCCCUGACCUCUGACCUUCAGGAUGAGGAGCUGCACCUCAAUAGCUCCAGGAUGGAUGGAGAGAGGUCAAAGGGGAUGGCCAGCAUGCUGAGGAGUGCCACCAACCGCACAGCGGCCCUCCAGGGCAACGACGUGAAGACGGCCUACAGCCUCCUGACCCGCCUGCUGCAGUACGAGAGCCAGCAGCUGGGCUUCGACAUGGCCGCCACAAGAGACAUCCACUUCCAUGAGGUGGGUCGCUGGAAAAAUGCUUCAACUAGUGUUGAAUGCUAAGUGCCAUGUGUUGCACUUCCUCAGCUCUCAAAAUGAUGUUGAAGGUGAAAUAAGAAGAUAGACAGGAUAGCAAUUCUUUGGCCUCAGCAACCCAACUCUUUUCGAUGACAUCAGGAACUCAUAUGAACUCAUAGAAAUAUACCCUCAAAUACCCUCAAGUUCUCUAUCAUACAUCCACCCUAAUUUUCUCUCACAGCACAGUUUCAGAGACUCUCUCAGAGUUGAAAGAAUGACCCACAUUGUUCAGUAACAUAGCUCAACUGCUUAAGGAUCCUGCUAGCUUUAAGUAACUAAUAGUUUCCCCAAAUCCUGCUUAUAGCUGGUACAGGUUUCCUAAGAGCCUGUUUUCCCAGUUGGAUAUUUCUCUCCCUAUAGGGAAUAUGAUCCGGAGUCUAUUAUGUAUAAGUAAUACAGUGCAAUGAUUAGCAUGUUCUCUAUUAACUUUAUUAAGGCCAUGACCAUGCUGGGCGCUAAUGGCUAACUGUGUGCAUUCUUGGCACCAACCCCAUGGCAUUAGUGUGUGUUAGAUACCAGAAGGUGCAGCUGGAAGGGUUUAGGGGGUCAAGGACCAAUCAGAGUGGAGUUUUCUGAGUGAUUGGACCAAUGGGUGACUUGGGAGUAGUAGUUCCCCAGGGGUGGCUGGGCGUGGGGCCAGAUUGCACAGGUGAUGUUAAGAGAUAAUGUCUGUACAGUGACCCCCCUUCCUUUAUAGGGCAGCUCGCCUUUCCUUCUUUUGUUUUCUUUCCUUCUUUCUCUCUGUUCUGUUGGCAUUGAUUUCACAUGCUUAAUUUGGGCUAUAUGAUACAGAUUAUGGAUUCUGUUUGUCACUGAUGUAUGCUGGAAUGAUACCAUACUAAUCGGUAUGGCACGGUAUGGCAUUGGUGAAUACAGAGUAUUGCAUAGUAUAUAAUGAUGUAGGUGUAUGACUAAUAUGUGUAAAUAUUCUAGAACAUCGUCCGAGCGGGCAGUGCCAUCCUGGACCCUGCUAACAGGGGGCACUGGGAGCAGAUCCAGCGUUUCGAAGAUGGCACGGCCCUACUUCUGCAUAGCUUUGAGGAGUACGCCCAAACACUGGCACAAAACAUGAGGAAGACCUACCUGAAACCCUUCACUGUUGUCACAGAAAACAUGAGUGAGUCCACCUGCAGUGCAAUGACACAAUUAUUUCAUUGCAGUAACCUGAUUUGCAUGACUAAUUAAUGCAAAGUAAUGUUACAUUGUGCAUAUAAAAGACAACCUACUGUACCACUCUUGUGUGUGACAAGCAUAAUUAACAACCAUUCUCCUUCUCUCUCUGUGCUCCCAGUUGUUUCUGUGGAUUACUUGGACCCGUCCAAUCCAGAAUGGACAAACAUCCCGCGUUUCCAAGAGAUCCAGGCCUAUCCCAAAGAGAUGGAAUCCUCCGUCCGCUUCCCAGAGUUCCCAACACAGCAAGAGCAGCCAGAGGAGGUUAAAGGUAGGCUUAAAGGAGUGGAUACGGCAUGGACAUUGUGUGGUUCAUUAUGGAGCCUUCAUAACGUAAAUAGUCCUUGAGUGAAGUCUGAGCUGUUGUACUGUGUAGUGGCUUCCUUUCCUCUUUACCAUAGCCACUGCCCUAGCCUGAAGCGGGGUUGUUUCGGACGCAUACAGUCCACACUCAACGUUUCCAAACGGCCAAACAUUCAAUGAGAUCCAGGGAUAUAGUGCAACAGAAAAUGUUUGUUCUUCUUAUCUAACAAAAGGGUAUUCUCCAAUCAACUUAAAGCAGAGAUUACUUGAAAUGCAAAUACAUAAUAUAAUAUGACCUGUCUGUCUGUAUUUCUGUAUGUCUAUAUGUCUAUAUGGUCAAAAAACUAUACCGCUCCCGCAUCUAGCAAGGACUCCUCCCCCCGAAGGCCCAACUUCCUGCCUUUAUACUAACACAAUUAACACAGUACAAUGAAUGGGCAAGAGGGGGGGCCAAAAACUGAGUUACACUAAUAACAAAUGAAUAUAUCUCAAUCCGGUAAAUAAAUCAUAAAGGUACGUACCUAAUAUUUCAUCAUAUACAUUAAUAUUUAAUAUAUUUACACAAAUGUACAUGGAGCUCAGUAUGUUCAGUCUUUUAUACAAAAUAUGCCCAAAUCGGCUCUAACAUACUGCGUAAACAGUUUGUCAAGUUCUUCAACCAGUCUGGUAGUGUUUUUAUGUGUGUGUGAUUGAUUGAUUUCAUUAAUUUAUUAAUGUAUUGUCAUGAUAUCGUUUUCAAUCAUUACAGCAGUCUCCAUAGCACCAACCACAGACGCAACAGCCACAGAUGACCCCAUAGCAACAGCCACAGACGACCCCAUAGCAACAGCCACAGACGCCUCUCCUGUCCAGAGUCCAGAGUCCACUGAAUCCUCCACUGUCGGUCACCAGGCGUCUGCCAAGAAGAAGCGUCACGCUGAGGUCCCAGGCCCUCUCCCUGUUGCUGUGGUGAUCAUCUAUAGGACCCUGGGACAGCUCCUGCCUGAAAACUACGACCUUGAUCGUAGGAGCCUGAGGUACUUUUUACAUUUCCUCCUCACUCUUACUACAUAAAACAAGUUGGUUGUCUUUAACAUAUGCUGUCUAAUGUAUAAUUCAAAGAUCUUACACAGUGCCAUGUAUACAAUAUGUGAUGUGCUUCGCCGUACACAUAACAUAUAAACACCAAUUGAAUAAUUGCCAGUAGUAAAUUUAUGCACAGGUUGUAUGUCCAAAUAUUUUGGUCUAAUAUUUCAACUGUUCUCUCUGGGUCUUACAAGAUCUUGACAGUUCCCUUGUAUAGAAUGUGUGUGCAUUUAUGCGGUUGUGUGUCUACAAGGAGGUUCAAUUAUAUCAUGCUGUUAGUGCUGUUAGUACUGUAUGUCCUUUGUUUUGGACUAGUUUUUAUUGUGAAAUGUGUUUUUAUGCUGUUGUCCUGCCUCACUGUUGUAGCUAGGCCCUUAUGGUAAGUCACUCUCAAUAAGAAUGUAUUUUGGAUGACUACAGUCAAUGUAAACACACGUGUCAUCUGUGUAUGUGAAUGUGUGUUUAGACUCCCCAACCGGCCCAUCAUCAACACCCCAAUUGUGAGCAUGGUGGUUUACAGUGAGAGGGUGCCCUUGACCAUUCCUCUUGCACAACCCAUCACACUGGAAUACAGACUCCUGGAGACAGAGGAGAGGACCAAACCUGUCUGUGUCUACUGGAAUCAUUCCAUCGCGUAAGGAUGAGUAUACCUAUCAAUACUCUUAUUCAUAUCAUAGGUUUAGAAUGGAGUUUAGCUAGAUUCUGUUGAAAAGGAAAUAAAUCAUACCCAACGAUCUCUAUUUUGGGUCCAGGGUUCAUGGAACUGGAGGCUGGUCUGCCAAGGGGUGUGAGCUUGUGUUCAGGAACAGCACUCACAUCAGCUGCCAGUGCAGUCACAUGUCCAGCUCUGCUGUGCUCAUGGACAUCUCCAAGAGAGAGGUACCGCCCUGAGCCCUCUACCACACACACUAGGGCAGCUUUUAUAUUGUUAUUUUAUUACUUUGAAUAUUUGAUCUUACCUCUGGUCUGUGUUUACAUCCUCAGCAUGGGGAGGUCCUGCCCCUGAAGAUCAUCACCUACACCACUGUGUCAGCCUCGCUAAUGGCACUUCUCAUCACCUUCCUCCUGCUGGCCAUCCUCCGGAAGCUCCGCUCCAACCUCCACAGCAUCCACAAAAACCUGGUGGUGUCCAUCUUCCUCUCCGAGCUUGUCUUCCUCUUCGGAAUCAACCAGACUGAGAAUGUGGUGAGGGCCUAGCACACGACCCUGAGGCGCACCCCAAAAACACUAUAUUUUGUCUUAUUGCUUUAUUAUAGACUCUCUGAUAUACCUGCAGGCUAAAACGUAUUAAAAGUCUCUACUGUAAUACAUGGGUUUACAGCAUUGUGUGGAGGGGAACUUAAUUUGUCGAAAAAUGGAGGGAUUUCCAAGAGGAAGGCUACAGAGCUAGCCUUAUGGCUCCUCCCCCCUCCACAACUUUGAAAUGCAUUUGUCUUUUAUGGUAGUGAGUAGUGACUGUAUUGGCUGUGCCUGAGCAUCUUAGUGGCUUUAUCUUGGAUAAUAAUAGUUCUGUUUCUGUCUGGCAAUGUGUGGAAUUGGCCUUAGCGAUUGCAUUGUGUUCUGUUGUUAUAGAUUAGAAGUUACUGAACCAGACUUACUUCACAGACAGCCCAACUGACAAUUAGCACAGUUAUCUUUUAAAACGGGGGCUUUAAUCAUCUUUCCCAACCUCUCUGUCCCUCAGUUCAUGUGUACAGUGGUAGCCAUCCUGCUGCACUACUCCUACAUGUGUACAUUUGCCUGGAUGUUUGUGGAGGGACUUCACAUCUACCGCAUGCUGACUGAGGUCCGCAACAUCAACCAUGGCCACAUGAGAUUCUACUAUGCCAUUGGCUGGGGCAUUCCUGCCAUUAUCACCAGUGAGUGAGACACAUACACACACUCUCUCUCUCAAACACACUCCCCCCCCCCCCCCCCCCUCGCCCAACAACACACACACAGACAUACAUGCAUGCAAACAAAUACAUUCCCGCUCAUUUAUGCACACAAAGACAGAGAGGGACACAGAUGCAUGGAAACAACAUACAGAAAGUAAUCACACCCCUUGACUUUUUCCACAUUUUGUUGUGUUACAGCCUGAAUUAAACAUUGAUUAAAUUGAGAUUUUGUGUCACUGGCCUACACACAAUACCCCAUAAUGAACGGACAUUGAAUAUCCCAUUGAGCAUGGUGAAGUUAUUAAUUGCCCUAUCAAUACACCCAGUCACUACAAAGAUACAGGCAUCCUUCCUAACUCAGUUGCUGGAGAGGACGUAAACCGCUCAGGGAUUUCACCAUGAGGCCAAUGGUGACUUUAAAACAGUUACAGUUUAAUGGCUGUGAUAGGAGAAAACUGAGGAUGGAUCAACAACAUUGUAGUUACUCUACAAUACUAACUAACCUAAAUGACAGAGUGAAAAGAAGGGAGCCUCUACAGAAUAAAAAAUAUUCCAAAACAUGCAUCCUGUUUGCAAUAAGGUACUAAAGUAAAACUGCAAAAAAUGUGGCAAAGAAAUCAUCUCUUUGUCCUGAAUACAAAGUGUUUGAGGCAAAUCCAACACAACACAUCGCUGAGUACCACUACAUAUUUUCAAGCAUGGUGGUGGCUGCAUCAUGUUAUGGGAAUGCUUGUCAUCGGCAAGGACUAGGGAGUUUUUUAGGAUAAAAAUUAACGGAAUAGAGCUAAGCACAUGCAAAAUCCUAUAGGAAAACCUGGUUCAGUCUGCUUUCCAACAUACACUGGGAGACACCUUUCAGCAGACACCUUGCAGCAGGACCAUUACCUAAAACAGGCCAAAUAUACACUGGAGUUACUUACCAAGACGACAUUGAAUGUUCCUGAGUUGUCUAGUUACAGUUUUGACUUAAAUCGGCUUGAAAAUCUAUGGCAAGACUUGAAAAUGGCUGUCUAGCAAUAAUCAACAACCAACUUGACAGAACUUUAAGAAUUGUUUAAAGAAUAAUGUGCAAAUAUUGUACAAUCCAGGUGUGGAAAUCUCUUAGAGACUUACCCAGAAAGACUCACAGCUGUAAUCCCUGCCAAAGGUGAUUCUAACAUGUAUUGACUCGGGGGGGUGAAUACUUAUGUAAAUAAGAUAUAUUUGUAUUUUAUUUUCAAUAAAUCAGCAAAGAUUUAUGAAAAUAUGUUUUCACCGUCAUUGUGGGGUAUUGUGUGUAGAUUUAAGAAAAAAUAAGUCAAGGGGUAUGAAUACUUUCUGAAGGCACUGUACUCUGCAAGCCAGGGUUGGUGUCAAUUCCAUAAAAAUUCCAGUCAAUUCAGAAACUAAAACAAAUUCGAAUUCCAAAUUCUCCUCAUUGAAAGCAUUGAAGAGAAUUGGAAUUUCAGUGUACUUCCUGAAUUAACAGGAAUUCAAAUGGAAUUGACUAACUGUGUAUGUUUUCCUCUCUUGUAGGCCUGGCAGUAGGGUUGGAUCCUCAGGGUUAUGGUAACCCAGACUUCUGUUGGCUUUCUGUCCACGACACACUCAUCUGGAGUAUCGCUGGGCCCAUCGCUAUAGUAGUUCUAGUGAGUGUAGGCACUCUUUAUUUGUUGUACUAUACUGUAUUGGUUAUGGCUCGUGGAUUCUGUUAUUCAUCUCCAUCUCAUGUAUCUCCCUUAGGUCAACAUUACUUUAUUCUUCCUGGCAGCCAAGGCCUCGUGCGGAAAGAGACAGUGGACAUUUGAGAUGUCUGGAGCAAUGUGAGUACUUCGAAACAGGAUAGGGUUAGAAAACAGUUUGCACAUAGCAUAACAUGUUGGCUGGAUUCCAUUCAAAAAUAACAACCUCUCCUCUUCAGCUCUUCUCUACGCAUAGCCUUCCUCCUCCUGUUACUCAUCAGUGCUACCUGGCUGCUGGGCCUCAUGGCAGUCAAUAGUGAUUUACUCUCCUUCCACUACCUCUUUGCCAUCUUCAGCUGCCUCCAGGUAUUUGUGUUUUUGUCUUGUCACAAAAAGUACUUCAAAACCCCUGAGAUGUCUCAAAUACAUCGGCUCUAUUUAUCUGAUUUGCAAUUCUCUCUCGCUCUCUCGUUUUGUCGCUCUCUCUCUCUCUCUCCCUCUCUCUCUCUCAGGGUGUGUGCAUCUUCUUCUUCCACUGUAUUUUCAAUAAGGAAGUGAGGAUCAACCUGAAGAACGUCCUCACAGGGAAGAAGUCCAUAGUGGAAGAUUCUACUGCCACCCGCACCACUUUACUCACAGUAUGUAAACAUAAGUCAAUAUCUAAGUGUACUAAACCUGUGUACAUUAAAAUCCCCUAGAGUCGAUGUCCACACCACCGCAAUACUCUAAUUAGCAUAAUACAAAUGUCCCAUCAAAAUCUGUCUGUUUUUUGCACGGGCUGUGUCUCAAUCCACCGCAUCCACCGAUGUCGGCCUCCCACAUCCGCGGUGGAAGGUGGCAGAGCUACAGCGGUGUUUGUCAGACCAGGAGACAUCCAGAAAAUCAGUCUUCUCACGAAAACGUAUGUAGCAUCCAAAUGGUUUGGCCUACAAACUAAUACGACCCCUCUAUGGAAAGAUGAGACUCUCACGAACACGAUUGUGUUCUCCGUACUGCCGAUCUGCCAACUUCUGUCUGUAGCAUCCGAAUAGUUUGGUCUACACACUAAUAUAAUACCCCACCAUCGAAAGGUGAGACUCCCACGAACACGGACAUGUCAGUUGUUUUGCUCUAGGAAGCCCACAAGCCUCACAAGACUCGUCUGAAGGUAGCCCGGUAUCAGUUUGAAAAAUGAAUGACAGUACUGAGUGUACAAAACAUUAAGAACACCUGCUCUUUCCAUGACAUAGACUGACCAGGUGAAUCCAGUUCGAAGCUAUGGUCCCUUAUUGAUGUCACUUUCAAUUCAAUCAGUGGAGAUGAAGGGUAGGAGACACGUAAAGAAGGAUUUUUAAGCCUUGAGACAAUUGAGACAUGGAUUGUAUAUGUGUGCCAUUUAGAGGGUGAAUGGGCUAGACAAAAGAUUUACGUGCCUUUGAACGGGGUAUGGUAGUAGGUGCCAGGCGCACCGGUUUGUUUCAAGAACUGCAACACUGCUGUCUUUUUCACACUCAACAACAGUUUCCCGUGUGUAUCAAGAAUGGUCCACCACAUCCAGCCAACUUCACAGAACUGUGGGAAGCAUUGGAGUCAACAUGGGCCAGCAUCCCUGUGGAACGCUUUCGACACCUUGUAUAGUCCUUCCCCCAAUUAAUUCAGGCUGUUCUAAGGGCAACAGUUCAUACCUACAGGGGUCCUAAAAUUCUAAAUCAAAUAGCUAAAUGAUCUUUGGUAUGACCUUCUUAAAACAAUUCCAUAUGUUAGCUUAGUAGAAACCCAGCCCCGGGCCCUUUGACCUUACAGGGAUAGAUAUUAGAUAUUAAUCCAAAAGGGGAUCACAUAAACCUUAUCUGAUGCUGCUGAUGGUGACGAUUCAAUCCACAUUCUACCUCUUUGUUGCCCCCAGCGUUCUUUAAACGGUAAGUACUCGUUCACGGAGGAGGACGGUCUGUACCGCACGGCCAUUGGAGAGUCCACUGCCUCCCUGGACAGCACGGUCAGAUCAGCCCACAGCCUCAGCAGCAGCCAGGCCAGGUAACUCACUGGGUGGCAGUUGGGUUGUACUGAAACUGGGUUUUAAUUAGGCUUGCAAAGCUCCAGUAACCUUCCCAAAAUUCCCAGCUUUCUAAGAAAGCCCUGUUGAAGGAUUCUUGAUUUCCUGCUUAUUCCCCCCUGAUUCCAGGAAUAUUCCAACCGGUAUUUUGGGAAAACCUGGGAAUUUUGGGAAGUUUACUGGAAUGUUGCAACCUUAGUUCUACUGGAACAGAAUUGUCAUUCAUAUUCAAAUGAUUAUUUAUAUACUCAUCAUGUUUCUUUCUUCGUACAGGAAUGACUCAGGGCAAAAGCACACUACAUCCUCCCGCUCAGCCAAAAAUAGUUACCGUGGAGAGGGAGACUCCUCCAUCUUCAUCCGCAAGCGUUCCAAGAAAGAUAGUAUGAGUCUUAUGCACAAACCGCAUGCAAACUGCAUGUAAUUUGUUUUAGUCUAAUCUCAAUACUUGACAUGCCAUUGGCUGCUUGGGCCUAGACUUCAGAUGUCCAAUAGUAAGUAAUAGCCCCUGUGUUUCCAUGGUGACAGAUUCGGAUUCGGACAGCGAGCUCUCGGUGGAUGAGCACAGUAGCUCCUACGCCUCGUCCCACUCCUCAGACAGUGAUGAUGACAGAGGGAGCCGCAAGCAUAGGUGGAACAACAAGAGACAGCCCCAGCACAGCACACCCAAUGGUAAUGGGACUCACGUUCAAACACACACACACACAUACGCAUAUGGAUUUCAAUAGAACUAUAUGACAUAAAAUCUAUCAUUCAUUUUUGGGCGAAUCUCAUAUAAACUGUUUAUUUUUCUACUUUUGUAGUGGAUACGGUGGCCAAUCACAUGAAGCCUUACUGGCCAGUUGAGCCACCGACAGUCAGUGAGAGUGAGGAGCCCUGCGGGUUGGAGACGCUACGUAUGGAGACCAAGGUCAACGUGAAGCUCCACCAGGACAAAAAAGUCAAUGGGCAGUCCCCCUACCAGAACGGUAGUGCCCCUCCCAGCUCACCUGACAGCAACCAGACAGAGAAGAGAAGGGGUGAGAAAGAGAGACAGACUCCAAUCUGACCAUUCAGGCCCUUUAUAAUUAACGUUGGUCAGGAAUGUCCCAAAUCAAAUGAAAUGUGUGAUUGAAUCAACAUGUCAACAUUCUGCGUCAUGUUUUGCUAUCCAAAUAAGUUGUGUGUGUCUCUGUUUGUGUUUGCUUGCAUGACUGACUGUGGUUUGCACAUUCACCCUCUGUGUGUUUGCAUCCUCUGUCAGGCAUUCUGAAAAACAAGAUCACCUACCGUCCUCCGCUGACUGACAAGAAUAUGAAGAAUCGCCUGCGGGAAAAAUUGAGCGACUACAACCCCCCCACCAUCUCCCCCAGAACUACCCCAGUCCCUGUCCCCCCAUCUCCCGUCGCCCCCCGUCUCUGCACUGUAACCGUGGGAAACGGGGUCCUUAUCAAAACCCCACCUCGCCCACCCGUGCCUCCACGUCCUCCGUUGUCUCCACGGGACCUGCGCAACGGGGUUGUCAUGACAACGUCGAGGACGACGAUGUCGCCAUUGGUCAAUGGUGUCAACGGGGUUCAACACGCCCAAGACUCGGACUCA